AUGAGUGGCAAGGUUUCGAUCAGCUUGGACAAAAUUCUGGUCAAGUUUGCUUACCAGAUAGAAAAGAAUCACAGUGCUAAGGAACAUGUGGACCAUCAGAUAAAUUCGUACACUGCAGAAAUCACAGAAAAAAAGAAUGAAAUUGCUUGGUUGGAGGCAAAUAUAAAGAAAAGCAAUGAGGCAAUUGCUGAUUUGCAAAAGCACAACGAGAACAGCAAGAGGCGCUGUGAUGUCUGGAAGUCCACCUAUGUAAUUCUUAAAAAGCAUGGAGAAUAUUUGAACAAGGAAAUGAAAGCUUUAGAGGAAGCCACAGAAACUGAGAGGAAAAUAUAUGAGGAUUCCAUAACCCAGUGUAGGAUGAAUUUGGAGGAACACCACAAAAAAUAUACAGAAACUGCUCUGGCCCAGAAGUAUUACCAAAUAAAGGAAGAAGUUGAAGAAAUUCAAAAGGGAGUUUUGAAAUGCCUUGAAAAAUACAAAUGGAAAGAAGAUGCUUGCUUGGAUAUUCUGGAGGCUGUUCCUUUUGCAUCCAUAAAUAAUUGGGCUGUACACAUUGCCUCCAUGAGGAAAAAAAUACAGGAAACCUUGCAGCUUGCUGAAGCUGCUGCACAGGAAACCAUCAAACUGGAAAAAGAAGCUGAAGAAUUACAAAUGAAAUUUGACUGUUUAACAAAGAGCAUCAAAGAGACUAAAGAAGAUCAAAAUAAAUCCGAAAAGAUUGAAGGAAAAAAUCAGAAAAGUCUUGAGAAGCCAGAACUGUUUAAAGAAAGGGUCUUUGAAGAGCGUGAACGCCCAUCUUUGCCAAAGGGGAAACAUCAGCUGUUUAAAACAUUGCAUGUCCCAUGUAUUCCUCAGAAAUUUGUCCAGUCUGUACAGAGUUUUAGAUUCUCAAAGCAAAGACCAGAAACAGGGAAAGAAGAAAAAGAGAAAUCAGUGGAACUUUCAGUGGCCACCAGCAGCUCCUCUAACCUUGCAAAAAAUUUAUCACAGCAAGCCAGGAGGCCAAACAUGUUGAUGAAGAAGCAGAUGAGCACAUGGACUGUUUGUAUGUACCUCAACAUUCAAAAUUUAGAUUGUGAAGAAGGAACAUCAAAAUCUCCUGCUUUCUUUUCUCACAUGAACUUCACCCAGAAGUCACCUGGCUUCAAUUUAUUUGAUUCUUCUCUGUUUGGAGCACAAAAUUCAUCUGAUGAGACAGAGGAAAAUUAUCCUAUGGGAAACCUGAACUCUCUGUCCUCACAUGAAGAUAUUGGAAGCUUCUUUGGGAAACCAGAAAAUGAGGAUGCAUUUGCCUUUCCCUCCCCCUCGGAAUCAACUUCUCAUGCAUUUGGAGAUGGAAAAGAUGAUGUUAGUUUUUCAUUUGCAUUUGGACAGGAUCAGAGAUCACCACAGUCUCCUUCUAUGAAAGGUUUUCAUUCUUCCACACAAAAUACAAAGCCAUUUACAUUCUUUUGA
Molecule: messenger RNA, 1455 nt
Organism: Melozone crissalis (California towhee)
Lineage: Eukaryota; Metazoa; Chordata; Aves; Passeriformes; Passerellidae
Gene: CUNH14orf39
Product: chromosome unknown C14orf39 homolog
Exons: 14
Coding region: 1-1455 (484 amino acids)
Biological process (GO): spermatogenesis; oogenesis; homologous chromosome pairing at meiosis
Cellular component (GO): central element
Source: RefSeq, a predicted model, not a curated record